This is a messenger RNA of Drosophila nasuta, 5813 nucleotides long. RefSeq names its product discoidin domain-containing receptor 2 (gene Ddr). The record is from RefSeq and is a predicted model, not a curated record. The transcript is spliced from 17 exons. NCBI's taxonomy places the organism in Eukaryota, Metazoa, Arthropoda, Insecta, Diptera, Drosophilidae. Gene Ontology annotation, cellular component: plasma membrane; signaling receptor complex. Bases 449 to 3691 code for a protein of 1080 amino acids. Gene Ontology annotation, biological process: multicellular organism development; positive regulation of phosphatidylinositol 3-kinase/protein kinase B signal transduction; positive regulation of neuron projection development. Gene Ontology annotation, molecular function: protein tyrosine kinase collagen receptor activity; collagen binding; ATP binding.
UUUGCUGGAGUAACGUGUCGCGCAAUUGAAAUUGGCGGCGUUUUCAUCGUCCAGCGUCAGCUUCGUCGUCGUCGUCGCCGACGUCGACGUCUUCGUCUUCAAUUUUACGUGUUCGCGAGCGUGAGUGUGUGUGGGUGUAGGUUCGUGUCCGUGUACGGGUUUCUAUGCGUGUGUGAGUGGGGCUGCCAAUUAGUGUGUUACAUUCGCGCAACAGUCUCGUGUACGUGUGCGUGCUGCUGCAUCUGUGUGUGCGUGUGUGUGAGUGCCCCAUGCAGCAGGCGUGUGUGUGGGGCGCUGCUGCCGCCGUUGCCGCAACGAAAAUUUAUUAAAAAAUUAAUUGCAACAAAUUUUGCGAAUAUAUUCUGGCAGUAUUUUUAAAAAAACCUUUUUUGCCAGGCGCUAAAUGUAAAAUGUGAGAACAGAAUUUUUUGGAUGAUUUCCCUUCGAAAUGCGUGUGAAUGAAAUAAAACUCAAAAUGCCUACAAUAAAAUUACGGCAAUUGCAUUCGUCCCAUUCGAAGCGUAGGCAACAUCAGCAAUAUUUGUCUAUUGAUUGCCAUGGAAAUCACCUCGAUCACAGCUGCUGGCACUUGGCAAGAAGAAAUUAUUUAAAAAGUUAUUGCCGCAUUCGUGUUAAUAACCAUAAAACUUUAUACUGGCUGACAUUGGCUCUGAUUCUAUUGACCGAAUCCACCAGAGGAACAACAUCAGCAGUAGCAGCAGCAGCAGCUGUUGGCAACACAGCGAGCCCAGCUGGAGGCAUGACAGCAUUGGAAAUUGGCACCUGCAAACAGGCGUUGGGCAUGGAAUCCGGUGCCAUUGCGGAUUUUCAGAUAACGGCGAGUUCAGCUCACGAUAUGGGCAAUGUGGGACCUCAGCAUGCCAGACUCAAAGUGGACAACAACGGAGGUGCUUGGUGCCCGAAGCACAUGGUCUCACGGGGCCUCAAGGAGUAUCUGCAAAUUGAUCUGCUGCAGGUGCAUUUGGUCAGCGCCAUACGCACCCAGGGACGCUUUGGCAAAGGUCAGGGCCAGGAGUAUACCGAGGCCUAUGUGUUGGAAUAUUGGAGGCCGGGCUUUGAGAAAUGGCUGCGCUGGAAGAGCAUACAGGGCAAAGAGAUACUUCCCGGCAAUAUAAACACCUACAGCGAGGUGGAGAACGUUUUGCAGCCCAGCAUCUUUGCGUCCAAGGUGCGCAUCUAUCCCUACAGCCAAUACGAUCGCACCGUCUGCCUGCGCGCCGAGAUCGUUGGCUGUGCCUGGGAAGAGGGCAUUGUCGCCUACAGCAUUCCAAAAGGUGUUCAGCGUGGCAUGGAAAUCGAUCUGUCCGAUAAGACCUACGAUGGCCAAGAACAAGCCGAUCGCUUUGUCAACGGUCUUGGCCAGUUGGUGGACGGACAACGUGGCAAGGAUAACUUUCGCAUGGACAUCAAUGGCUUUGGUAAAGGCUACGAAUGGAUUGGUUGGCGCAAUGAUACUCUACUUGGAAGACCUGUGGAAAUAACAUUUGAGUUUGAGACUGUGCGAAACUUCAGUGCUGUCAUAAUUCACACGAAUAACAUGUUCUCGAAAGAUGUUCAGGUGUUUGUGCACGCCAAAGUUUUCUUCAGCAUUGGCGGACGACAGUUCAACGGGGAGCCAGUGCAGUUCUCCUAUAUGCCAGACCAGGUGCUGGAUCAUGCACGCGACGUGACAAUCAAAUUACAUCAUCGCCUGGGGCGUUAUCUGCAGUUGCAUUUAUAUUUCGCCGCACGCUGGAUGAUGCUCAGCGAGAUUACAUUUAUAUCAGUUCCCGUCGUAGGCAAUUUCACAGAUGAGGAGCUGCUCAAUGUGCCGCCCUCGAAUGGCGUUUCCGUGCCAAACACAUCGGAAUAUCCGUUGCAGCGCGAUGAAGUGGGCCGAACUGUUGGCAACGGAGGCGUAGAGCGAAGUCAGCAGACCAAGCAAGUUAUCUCGCCGAAACCCAUUGACCAUCCGGAAGAGGAAGUAAAUUUCGUUGGCGCCAUAAUCACAACGCUGGCAACGAUUAUCAUGCUUCUGGUUGCCAUUAUCCUCGUGAUAAUAGCACGCAAUAAGCGCGCACGCGGGCGUGGCCAUGUGCUGGAUGCAUUUCAGCACAACUUCAAUCCGGACACCCUCGGCGGCAUUGAUAAGCGACUCAAUGGCAAUGGCCCUGCCAAUGGAAUCUUGAAGGUGGUCACAACAAUGGAUGACAAUGAGUCGUCCAUUGACAAGAACAGUCUCUACCACGAGCCCUUCAAUGUGAACAUGUACACGAGCGCAGCCAGUGCCUGUUCCAUGAAUGACCUGCAGCGUCAGCAUGUAACUCCGGACUACACAGAUGUGCCGGACAUUGUUUGCCAGGACUAUGCGGUGCCUCACAUGCAGCAGCUGCUACCGAAUGCCUCUGGCACUGGCACCGCCCGCAGUUCGCUUAAUGCAUCCAUCGUCGGAGUUGGAGUUGGAGUUGGAGUGGGUGGAGUGGGUGGAGUUGGUGCAGUUCCAGUUCCAGUUGUUGCGGCAACGGCAGCUGCAGCAGUAGUUGCACCACUGCCACCGCCGGUGCCACCGCCACCAGAGAAAUAUUACGCAGCAACACCAAUUUGCAGCAAGCCAGUGAUGGGACCGGCGGGCUCUCAGAGCAGCGGCUCGUUGAGUUUGAGCUCCUCGAACACGGCAGCGACCACGCCCACGCCAACGGGCGGCAAACCGCAUCAUUACAAUUUGGAUAUGAGCGCUAAUUUCGCCGACAUCAACGAGGAGCAGGCCAAUUGCCAAGUGCAGGAGUUUCCACGCCAGUCCCUCGUCAUUGUCGAGAAGUUGGGCACCGGCGUAUUUGGUGAACUGCAUUUGUGCGAAACAAAUGUGCUGAAUGCCACUCUAGUUGCUGUGGCUACGUUGCGACCCGGCGCAAGUGAUCAUCUUCGAAAAGAAUUUCGCAGCAAGGCCAAGCAGCUGGCGCGUCUCAAUGAUCCGAAUGUGGCACGUUUGGUAGGCGCCUGUCUGCGGGAUGAGCCCAUUUGCAUGGUGCAGGACUAUUCAAAUUGUCUUGGGGAUUUGAAUCAAUUUCUACAGGAGCAUGUGGCUGAAACCACAGGUCUGAUGGCCAACAAGAGUCUAAGCUAUGGCUGCUUAGUGUACAUUGCCACACAAAUUGCAUCGGGCAUGAAGCAUUUGGAGCAAAUGAAUUUCGUACAUCGGGAUCUGGCAACAAGAAGUUGCAUCAUUGGACCCGAGCUGAGCGUCAAAGUCUGUUCAAUUGGCACUGUGAUAAACCGUUCGGCCUACAUGUCGGACUAUUGCCAGUUGGAGGGAACCACGGGCCGACAAACCCAGCCGAUGCCCAUUCGUUGGAUGGCCUGGGAGAGCGUGCUGUUGGCGAAAUUCAGCACAAAAUCAGAUGUUUGGUCCUUUGCCGUUGCCCUUUGGGAGAUUUUAACAUUCGCUCGAGAGCAGCCCUAUGAGCACAUGUCGGACGCGAAUGUUAUUGAAAAUAUCGGGCAUAUCUAUCAGGAUGACAAAAUGCAUGAACUAUUGCCAAUGCCAGUCAACUGUCCACGGGAGAUUUACGAUCUGAUGUGCGAAUGCUGGCAACGCAACGAGUCAAGUCGACCCAAUUUCCGGGAGAUCCAUUUGUUUUUACAACGCAAGAACUUGGGUUUUAAGCCCAGCACCCAAACGCUGAUGUAUUGAAGUUAAAAUUGGAAUUGCAAACAAUCCAAAAAACAGAAAAAAAUAGCUACAGCUGAAUUAGAACAGAUUAAAGACAAAGGCUAAAGUAAAGAAAGACAGCAGGCAGAAUCUACACGCGAUUUUAGCACACAUUUAAAAUUUAUAUCGAAUAUUAUAUUACAUACAUACAUAUAUAUGGCAAGCACGAUGCGAAUUUUAUGCAUUUCAAAAUAAUGCAUUUAAAAUUUAAUGAUUUAUGUAUAAACUGCGGCUAGUUGCCGUUGAAUUGCCCUAAUCGAAGAGGUAUAAAAAAAUAUGAAAAUGCUUUGAGAACACGAAAAAAAAACACAAAUUAAAAUAUUACGGCACUAAAAGCUGCACUUCACUAAAAGUAUCUUAUAUAAAAAAGAUGAGAAUUGAAUCAAAAUUGAACUAAUUACGUCUUCGAUUUGGGCACAAUGCACUUAAUAAUAUCGUAUAUCGUAUGUCUACCGUUUAAGAACUUUUUUGGGUCAAACACAGGAGAGAUGCUUAGUGUUAGCUUAGCUUUAGGUUCAAUAUCGAGUCAAUAGCUUAAGGUUUGCCCUCAGCAUUAUUCAAUAAAAUAAAUGUAAAUACAAUUCACUACUGACUACAGUUGAUAUCAAAAAUAAUAUAUAAAUGGUAUAUGAAAUAAACGUAAGAAAAAUUAGAAGUACUCGACGCAUAUUCUAUGAAAUAGAAUCUAAAAUUUAAUCAUUGACAUAUGUGUGUACCUAUCGCUCCUCCACCUGAAUGCUCUCUCUAUCUGAUAAUUUUUGCUUUAAAUGUAUAUAAAGAAAUCUAUAUAUAUAUAUACAGGUAUAAGCGUAGCUCUAUGCAAGCCCCCUUUGUCAACAAAACUCUAUCAAUUCCAACUCAAAAUUUAAUUUUGAUGGGUCACAUUUGAGGUAAGGAACGGAUCUAGAAAACCUGCGUAUAAUUUUGACAAUAAUUGACAAAUUUAGAUUUCAAUUGAUGCAACAACAAAAAUGCUUCUAGAACUGCCUAAGCUAAUAGAGAGAAGUGAACCAGAUAAUCGAAAUAGCGAAAUAUCUGAGAUACGCUAAGAAUUCAAAAAUCAGACAGCUUCAACUUUGAAUCACAACAAAGUCAAUUAGACGCAUAUCAAAUGACAUUAUUAACUUGAACUUUGGCUUGCUAUAGUAUCCUUUUUCUGUUUGUGUUUGUAUUGAUGUGAAAAAACCUUUUCCUGUGCCUUUUCCGCGAUUCAUUUCAAUCAUCUUGCGAUCUUAUCUUGUGUUUCUUAUCAAUAAGCUUUAACGAGGUUUCGCCACUGCAACAAAAAGAAAAAAGAAAAACAAAAAUCAAAUAAAUAAAAUAUUCUUGCAAAUAUUCAAAAUAUAUAUUUAAUUAAACUCAAUUUUAAUAAUUAGUUAAAGUUCGGCCAGCCGAAACUUAAUCUUUAAUUCUUUCCAAUUCAAUGUAAUCAAAAUGCAUUUAGAAUAAUUUGAUUGUGCAAUUGAUAUAGUUGAAACAUUAAAAAAAUUGUUUCAUAGUUUACUCCAAUCAUAAAUGCUGAUUUUGCAUCGUAGAGUUAAAUGCAAUUAAAAUUAUAAUUACAUUACGUACAUUUAAUUAAUAAUCACGAUACACAUAUACUUCAAUUAUAAACAAGAGAAAUUGUCAAGACAACAACAAAAACAAAAAUACAUUUUCACCUGCAACGAAUUCAAUUCAUGGCAAUUUAUAUUAAUUAAUUAUUUUCCAAAUAUAAUUAAAAACGAGAAAACAAACAAAACGUUGAGCACAAUCAUGUUAAAGAAAAAGAAAUUAAAGCGCAUUGAAAAUGACAAACAAAAAAAUAAAAGAAGUUUAAGUAACGAAGGCAAACAAAAGCUAAGAAAAGAACAAAAAAACACACGAAAAGAAAAACAAAUAUGUAGCUUAAGCGAAAUUGCAGCUAAAAAUAACAAAAACAAACAAAAACAACAAUGUAACAGAAAUCCUAAGUACACUAAAUGCAAAAAUAAACUGAAAUAAAAAUAAAAAAACAACAAAAAAAACUUUUGGGAGCAGAUUUCAUUGUUGGGAAAUGGCAAAUGGAUGGCAAAGCCGAGGGAAAACUAAAUGAGACUUUGAGCCACAGUGCGCAGACCAACAG